Messenger RNA from Malania oleifera, 2595 nucleotides. RefSeq names its product pollen-specific leucine-rich repeat extensin-like protein 3. The record is from RefSeq and is a predicted model, not a curated record. Gene Ontology annotation, molecular function: protein binding. The transcript has a single exon. Lineage: Eukaryota; Viridiplantae; Streptophyta; Magnoliopsida; Santalales; Ximeniaceae. The coding region runs from base 1 to 2403 and encodes 800 amino acids.
AUGCAGGCCUUGGGCUGCUUUCUCCUUCUCUCCCUCUCCCUCUCCCUCUCUUCCCUUUCCAUCUCCUUGGCCUUGUCCAAUGCCGAGGCCACCUUCAUCGUCCGUCGCCAGCUCUUGACGCAUCCGGAGAACGAUGAUCUUCCCCAUGACUUCGAAUACGAGCUCGACUUGGUUGAGACUCCUGCCAACUUGAGGCUUCGAAAGGCCUACAUUGCCCUCCAGGCACUCAAAAAGGCCAUAUAUUCUGAUCCCUAUAACACAACCGGCAAUUGGGUUGGUGCCAAUGUGUGUGAGUACAAUGGUGUCUUCUGCGCCGCGGCUCUAGAUGACCCCAAAUUGAGCGUGGUCGCCGGUGUCGACCUCAACCAUGCCGACAUCGCCGGGUACCUCCCGGUUGAGCUCGGGCUCUUGGCGGAUAUGGCUCUCUUCCAUAUUAACUCAAACAGGUUCUGUGGGAUUAUCCCCAAUACCUUCUCCAGGCUGAAACUGCUCCACGAGCUUGAUGUGAGCAACAACCGCUUCGUUGGUCCUUUCCCCAAGGUCGUUCUCUCCAUCCCAUCGCUCAAAUACCUUGACAUCAGAUUCAAUGAUUUCGAAGGUAAAUUGCCGUCGGAGCUUUUCGAGAAGGAUUUGGAUGCUCUGUUUCUCAACCACAAUCGCUUCACUUCCACCAUUCCUGAAAGCUUGGGAAAUUCCCCUGUUUCGGUUCUAGUUCUCGCCAACAACAAGUUCACCGGCUGCAUCCCAAGCAGCAUUGGCAAGAUGAACAACACGUUGAACGAGAUCGUCUUCUUGAACAACCACCUUCACGGGUGCUUGCCACCGGAAAUUGGGUCGCUCGGGAACGUGACGGUGUUUGACGGCAGCGGGAACUCCUUCUCCGGUGUAUUGCCGAAUAGCUUCUUCGGGUUGGAGAAGUUGGAGCACUUGAAUUUGGCGCACAAUGUGUUGACCGGGUUCGUGCCGGAGAAGAUUUGCAAGUUGCCGACCUUGUUGAACUUCACGUUUUCGAAGAAUUAUUUCAGGGGAGAGGCUUCCGCCUGCGUGCCGGAGUCGAAGAAAGACACUAUUGUGUUGGAUGAUGCCGGGAACUGCUUGCCGGAUCGCCCCAAGCAGAAGUCGACGAAGUCGUGCUUGCCGGUGGUGAGUCGGCCGGUGGAUUGCAGCAAGGCCAAGUGCGGAGGCAGCCAUGGCCACUUUUCUUCUCCCAAGCCGAAACCGCCACCCACUCCUUCGCCGAAGCUAAAACCAUCUCCGGUCCCUUCGACCCCGGCGACUCCACCACCUUCGCCGAAGCCGAAACCAUCUCCGGUGCCAGUUCCAGCCCCGCCCAAGGCUCCAACACCAUCUCCCCCGCCGGUCCCUUGUCCUCCACAAUCUUCAAAGCCAUCUCCCUCACCAGUUUCUAAUACUCCGAGGCCUUCAAAGCCGUCACCGGCGCCCGAAGACGACCCGUUUAAAAACUCUCCCGUUGAAAGGUUUCGCUCACCUCCUCCGCCGGUUAAGACCGUUCCGCCGUCACCAAAACCAGCCAAGUCACCACCAUCAUCAGUUUCCCCACCUCCUGUGGUGCAUUCACCUCCACCACCAGUUCAAUCGCCACCACCCCCACCACCAGUUCACUCUCCCCCACCACCAAUCCGCUCUCCUCCACCACCCGUCCACUCUCCUCCACCACCCGUCCGUUCUCCGCCGCCACCGGUGAACUCCCCCCCGCCGCCGGUCCGCUCUCCCCCACCACCAGUCCACUCUCCACCUCCACCGAAGCAGUCACCACCCCCACCUCCACAGGUCCGUUCCCCCCCACCACCGGUCCACUCCCCUCCGCCGCCAACUGCCUCUCCCCCACCACCGGUCCACUCCCCUCCGCCACCAGUUCACUCCCCUCCACCACCAGUCCACUCACCUCCACCCCCAAUCCACUCCCCUCCUCCGCCGGUCCACUCUCCUUCACCACCAAUUCGCUCCCCCCCGCCACCACUCGUUUCCUCUCCACCACCGGUUUUCUCACCACCACCACCGCCCGCCCAAUCACUACCACCCCCACCAGUUCGCUCCCCUCCACCACCAGGCCACUCACCUCCACCCCCAGUCCACUCCCCUCCUCCGCCGGUCCACUCACCUCCUCCACCCCCAAUCCACUCCCCUCCUCCGCCGGUCCGCUCUCCUCCACCACCAAUUCGCUCCCCACCGCCACCACCCGUUUCCUCUCCUCCACCACCGGUUUUCUCACCACUACCACCGCCCGCCCAAUCCCUGCCACCUCCACCAUCUCAAUCUUCUCCUCCUCCUCCUCCUACUGCCUCUUCCCCACCACCGAGCUACGACGACAACAUCAUCCUCCCGCCAAACUUCGGAUCGGAGUACUCGUCGCCGCCUCCGCCAACAUUCCCAGGCUAUUGAGUAGUACUGCAUCAUCAACAUCUUUUUCCUACUUAAUUUUCAUUCUCAUUUGCAGAUUCACAAAGCUGCACACUGACUCAACAAUCUUUCGGCAGAGCUAGCUCCCAGCCUCCUCAUGAUAAAUUUGCACAUUUUCUUUCUUUACUGUAAAUUAAGGAAAGAGAUAACACAGGGGAAAUGGUUUGAUUCAGA